Darwinula stevensoni is the source of this 2606-nucleotide messenger RNA. The record is from the annotation of a GenBank genome assembly. Lineage: Eukaryota; Metazoa; Arthropoda; Ostracoda; Podocopida; Darwinulidae.
AUGAAGGCAAGGGACAGCAUCACAUGGUAUGGCAUGUGCCUCCACUUUACAAAAAAAGAACCCAAGAUGUAUGAUAACAAUGUCCCAGAGUUCCCAUGUGCCACUGGCUCACCAUCAUUCUCCUCUGAGACACAGUGCACUGUUGCUUGCUUUGAUGACUUAACAGUCUGCUUCUUCAGUGACCUUGAUAAUGAAGGUAAAAAGAAGGGGACUGAAAAACCAGAGCAAGAAGGAAGCAAUGGCAGUUCUGGUAGGGCACCAACUGCUAGACUGAAGCAUGGACUGUCUAACAACGUAUCUGCCCAACAUGGGAAAGAAAUCUUGCCACGCAAGUCAGCAACAUCAAGGUCACUGAAGAAGCAGACUGUUAAGUCAUCAAAGCAAGCAACAGUGCACUGUGUCUCAGAGGAGAAUGAUGGUGAGCCAGUGGCAGAUGGGAAUGAUGGAUUCUCAAAAGAGGAAGUCAACACUGCAUCACGGGUGCCACCACGGCGGAAAGCACCACCUGCAAGACAAAAGCAUGCCCUAUUGAACAAUGCAGACACUAAAGAUGGGGAUGAGAUCUCUUCAGUAUCAAGUACCACAAAGCCUUUGAAGAAACAGCCAGUUACUUCCAUUCAGAAGCAAGAGAAUGAAGGGGCAAAGGAAGAGGGGAACAAAGAAACAUCUCAUAAGACACAGCCUACCAGAUCACAGCGUGGGCUGCCAAGCAGUGCAUCUCCCCAUGGUGCAAAUAAAAUCACCCAGCCAGGACCAACUACCUCAGAACCAUUGAAGAAGGAGGCUGCUGUAAAAUCAUCAAAGCCUCCAUCAACUGCAGUUAGUGCAGCAUCUCGUACACAGAAACGAUUAGCAGCAAAAGAGGAUUCAGAACCAGUACCUGUUGUGAAGAAAAAGGCACGACAACGCCCAGAGGCUGUGCCUUCUGACUAUCCCAUUACGAUACUUCCUCAACUAGAAGGUAUAUUCUUGGAGGUCUACACCUUUGGAUGCAAUGAUGAAGGUGCUCUUGGUCGUAGAACUGAGGAGGAAGAGGAAAGUUUUGAGCCCAAAACAGUCCCAUUGCCCUUUGCCCCAAAGAAAUGUAUUCUUGUGACAGCUGGUGAUUCUCACACUGCAGUCCUGACGUCUGACUUCUGUGUGUACGCCUGGGGUACCUUCCGAGAUCUGCAUGGACCACUGGGUCUUUUACCCUCUGGUAUUGGUGGCAUAGUGCACAAGGCAGAGUUAAUCUAUGCAGCAGAACCAGUGAAGAAGAUUGCUUCAGGCGAGCAUCAUUUGGUGAUAUUGACUGUGAAUGGUGGUGUGCUGUCCGUAGGCUCGCCUGAUCAAGGUCAGCUGGGUCGUGUGCCCAGACAACGCUUGGAUCGUGGUGGGCGUCUUGGGCCAAGAGAUCUGUUGGAGCCACAGGCCAUGAAGCUUCCAAGUAGUUUUGGACAAAUUGUCAAUAUUUGGGCUGGAGGAAUGGGCAACAUCCUUAAAGAUGGAAGAGGUGUAAUAUAUGCAUGUGGUCUAAAUAACCAUGGUCAACUUGGUUUGCCUCUUGUGGAUGAGAAACGAGUUAUCCUCAUGCCAGAAAAAAGUAUUGGGUUAGCUGAUAAAAAAUGGAAAGAAUUUGCCCUGGGACAGCAUCACACCAUAGCUCUGGAUAUGGAUGGAAAAGUUCACAGUCUGGGUCGAGGCCAUGAUGGUCGGCUUGGCCUUGGUGAGGUCACUGGGGAAUCGGUAUAUCUGCCUCAGUGUGUGCCUGCCCUUGCUCAGAUUCACUGUGUCAGCAUUCAUGCUGGUGAAUCUGUGUCUUUCACUAUUACUGAUGAUGGUGUUGUGUAUGGUUGGGGAUUUGGGGAAAACCUACAGCUUGGCACAAAGGAAGGGAAGGAUGCAUAUGAGCCUGUGAUGAUCACAACAAAGGAUGGUGCCCCCUUCCAUGCAAACACAGUUGCUGUUGGGUCCCAGCAUGUGGCAUUCCUCUCUCAACAAUGAACCUGUCAUUUCCAUAAUGCUCCAAUGCUUUGGUUUCAUUUUACUCACUUUCAUUCUUACUAUCUUGGCACUUUUUGCCCUUUCAUACAUGGCUUGUUCUUUAUUUGAAAAAAGGAAGACAUUUUGUUGAGGAGGAUUUCAGAAUGACAUUCAAAGCAUGAAAUUUCAUAAUUGGAGGAUUCAUGUGGUGAACUCUAGCUAAUCCCUACCUCAGGGGCUCAGACAAUGGUUUUUUUUCUCUUUACUGGGAGAAAAUGAUGAAGCUUGACAACUUGAAGAAAAUAGGAGGCACGUUACUAAGGUCAAGGAAAAUGAAAAAAAAAAAAACCAUUGACAAAGAUUUAAGAAAUGUUAGGCAGCAAUGAAUUCCAUCACUUCCAUGCAUUUUCUCCAUUUGGCUUCAUAAGUCAAAUGAUUUGUUAAUGAAUUUCAAAAUAAAUGGGGUCAGGAUUAAUGAGAGUUCACUGUCCUUUUCUUAUUCUUUUUUUUUUUCCUUUUGGACAACUUCUAGGUGAUUUCCUGAAAGAAUGUUGGAAUGGAUUUCCAGGUUUAUGAAUCCUUCACAAUUAGAGGAUUCAUGUUUCUCAUCAUUUUGAGAUCUCUAAGAAGUUGCAUGUCUGUGC